Molecule: messenger RNA, 753 nt
Organism: Solanum tuberosum (potato)
Lineage: Eukaryota; Viridiplantae; Streptophyta; Magnoliopsida; Solanales; Solanaceae
Exons: 2
Coding region: 1-753 (250 amino acids)
Source: RefSeq, a predicted model, not a curated record
AUGAGAGAUGAUUUUUAUUCGCUAAAUAGUAAAGUGAACUAUCUUGCUAAUGCCAUCAAGAUGCUGGAAGGUCAAUUGAAUCUCCUAUCAGCCCAACUAACAACCAAGAUGCCAAAGGAAAAUGAGGAAGGAGAGUUGGCUGUAAUUACCCGUAGCAGGAAAGUAACGAUAGGUAAUGAAGGAGAAGAACGUGAGGAAAAUCAUGGUAGGGAAGAAGCAGAAAUUACCGAUCAUCAAAACCUCGGCAAGAAAGCACAAGAAGGAAUGAAUCAGCAUAAUGAAACUCCAAAAAUAAUACAACCCUUACCCAAAAUACCUCCACCUUUUCCCCAGCGUUUGAAAGAGAAGAAUGAAGAAGAGAAGUUUAAAAAAUUCUUAUCUGUGUUCAAGAAGUUGUCCAUCAACCUUUCUUUGGUGGAAGCAUUGCUGGAGAUGCCAGUGAGAAAGCAUCAACCUGAUGCCAUAUGCCAUAUACAAGCAACUUGGAUUGGGAGAACCAAAGGCAACUACUAUGAGACUUCUUAUGGCAGAUCGAUCGAUCAAGCAUCCUAUGGGAAUCCUCAUGAUAUCUUGGUCAAAGUAGAUCGGUUAAUAUUUCCAGCUGACUUUGUGAUUUUAGACUGUGACAUUGAUGUUGAGAUCCCCAUUAUUUUGGGAAGGCCAUUCUUAGCAACCGGCAGAGCAUUAGUGGAUGUUGAAAGCGGCAAGUUGAAAUUCCGUGUGAAUGAUGAUGAGGUAACUUUCAACAUCUGA